CUGGACUAAGCCCGCUGUCAACACGCGUGGUUUUGUCGCAAAAAAAAGGAACUGUCGUAAAGAAUCUGCUUAGCGGCAGCUGUACAGACAUACACGUGUAUCCAGAGGUGUCGUGAAGAUAUAUUUUCAAUCAGGAUGGCAAAGAGUUUGCGCAGCAAGUGGAGGAGAAAGAUGAGGGCGGAGAAAAGAAAGAAGGUUGCACCUAAAGAACUGGCUCGACUCAAAACAGUGCUGGGUCAGGGAGAGAAAGGUGAGAUCACCAUGAAAGAUGUAGCCGAGAUCGCCACCGUUGUGCCACCCGAGAAAGUGAAGAAGCCGGGAGAUGUUGACAUGCAGGAAGAAGAUGCGGAUGGUGGAAAGAUGGAUUUAGACACUAAACGCAAUAAAAAGACAAUGUUAGACGAUCAGGGACGGUAUCCGGUCUGGAUGAACCAAAGGCAAGCGAGGAAGGUGAAAGCCAAACGCCAAACGGCUAAGAAAGGAAAGCCUAAGGUGAAGAAAGGACUCGCCUGGUAGAUGAACUGAUCUGCUUGUGCACGGACAUUAUUCCUGUCACAGCCGGACAGGAGCCUUGCUGUGCAUCUUUUUUUAUGUACAUUUCUAUGGACUGUUUGUGCAACCUUGAGCAGAUAGAUACUUUAGAGUGUAUGCAGUUGUGAAAUGUAAUGAUCUGUUGUUAAUGGUUGUGGCUUCUCAUGUAAUUUGAUUUCAACAUUAAUUAACUAAUUAGAAAUGAAUGGUGGGCGAUGGAGUGAGACACGGUCAGCGUAUUAUCUGAUUUUUUUUUUUUUUUUACUCUGUGGGUCUGCUAUACUUUGAAGUAUUAGGUAUUUCCUCUGUUGGCAGAUAAUUAUGGAUGAGCUUUGUUUUUUUUCCACUUAAUAAAUCAAAUAUACCUUUCUGCA
Carassius gibelio (silver crucian carp) is the source of this 905-nucleotide messenger RNA. RefSeq names its product LLP homolog, long-term synaptic facilitation factor (gene llph). The record is from RefSeq and is a predicted model, not a curated record. Bases 136 to 516 code for a protein of 126 amino acids. Gene Ontology annotation, cellular component: nucleolus. Gene Ontology annotation, biological process: dendrite extension. Lineage: Eukaryota; Metazoa; Chordata; Actinopteri; Cypriniformes; Cyprinidae. Gene Ontology annotation, molecular function: RNA binding. The transcript is spliced from 3 exons.